AUGCUAUCCACCUUCCUUUUACCUAUUCUUGCGCUGUCCGCUGUAAGCGCGACCCCGCUCGCCGCCCCUUCCAUUGCCACCCGUUCCACUAAACCCGUCGUAGGAGCUUGGUACGCCGGAUGGCGCGCUGAGGAUGGGUUCCCGCUCUCUUACGUUAGCUGGGAAAAGUACACUACGCUGUACUACUCAUUUGCAGAGCCCACCCAGAACAUCUCCACUUUGAGCCUGGCAGGCUCGGAUGGCGAGAUGCUCCCUCAGUUCGUCACUACGGCCCAUGCAAAUGAUGUUGAGGCCCAUAUUGCUGUCGGAGGCUGGACUGGGAGUGUCUGGUUCUCUUCUCACCUUUCCACUGCCGCAAACCGGACGGCAUUUGUGCAGACCGUGGCCGAUUUUGCUUUACAAUACAACCUUGAUGGCGUCCAAUUCGACUGGGAGUACCCGAACCAUCAGGGAAUUGGCUGUAACACCAUUAGCGUGAACGACACCGCAAAUUUCCUCGCAUUUCUCCAGGAGCUUCGCGCAAACCCAGUAGCAGAGAGGCUCACCCUCUCAGCCGCCGUAACUCUGACGCCCUUCAAUGACGCUACCGGAAGUCCUUCUGCUGACGUUUCUGGGUUCGCGAAGGUCCUCGAUUACGUCUCCGUGAUGAAUUACGAUGUUUGGGGCUCUUGGUCCUCGACUGUGGGGCCCAACGCACCGUUGAACGACACCUGCGCUGCGCCAGCGAACCAACAGGGCUCUGCUGUUUCUGCAGUUAAGGCUUGGACGGACGCAGGGAUGCCUGCCAACCAGAUUGUGCUCGGCGUUGCUGCAUACGGUCACUCGUUCAGCGUCUCUCCUUCUAACGCAUUCAUGCCCGAUGCGCCAGAGACGCUGGUUGGAUACCCCGCCUUCAACGCCUCGAACCAGCCCUUGGGUGAUGCAUGGGACGACACUGGUAGCGUUGAUGUCUGUGGCGUUUACGAGGGCCCAGGUGGCACUUACAACUUCUGGGGCCUCAUUGACGACGGUUUCCUCACCGAAACUGGCGCGCCUGCCAACGGCAUUUUCUACAGAUAUGACAAUUGUAGUCAGACGACGUAUGUGUACAAUGAAACCUCGCAAGUUAUGGUCUCCUUCGACAACAUUCCAUCGUUUGCUGCCAAGGGCGAGUAUAUCAAGGACGCAGGGCUGCGCGGUUUCUCGAUGUGGCAGGCGGGUGGUGAUCACAAUGAUUUGCUCCUUGACUCUAUCAUCGAUGCUUUUGGGUGUAAUUAA
This is a messenger RNA of Suillus clintonianus, 1257 nucleotides long. Its product is annotated as glycoside hydrolase family 18 protein. Gene Ontology annotation, cellular component: extracellular region. Gene Ontology annotation, molecular function: chitin binding; chitinase activity. Gene Ontology annotation, biological process: chitin catabolic process; carbohydrate metabolic process. The coding region runs from base 1 to 1257 and encodes 418 amino acids. Lineage: Eukaryota; Fungi; Basidiomycota; Agaricomycetes; Boletales; Suillaceae. The transcript has 5 exons. The record is from RefSeq and is a predicted model, not a curated record.